UGAUAUGUCACGAUUUCGAAUUAUAUACAGUGAAUUAUUUUAGCGUGACUUCGAAUUUAUGUGUAAAAUAUAACGUUAUGAUUAAUUACACCUUUUCGUGUAAUUCGGUUUAGACCGUUAGCGAUGGCAACACUGCUGUCGCUGUUAUAAAAUAAUAAACAAAAUCAAGAAGAACUCUCUUCUGAUUGUGUACUGAUCGAGACCAGACGUCUAAUUGAUUAGCAGCUGUGAGAAAAACCCCCCCGAAAGUGCUUUUCCAAGAACAAUAUAAAAGUAAAACCCUUACCCGCAAAGCAGUUGAAAUCCGCCCGGUUUUAAAAAUUUAUUAGCGGCGACGAGGAAAAGUGAGUGAGCAGCGGAAUACCUUCGGUUUUUUGAUGACCGAAUAGUGGAGUGAAUCCUGAUAUUCGCCAGCCAUUGAAAGAGGAGCAGGUGAUUAAUCCGCUGACCAGCGUGUGGAAAGUGUGAAGCGCAUUUUGUUCAUCAGCCAUCGGUGAUCCUUGCGGCGAUCGACAUUCGGUAGUGACCGGGCAAAUUUGAUCCAGCUCUUGUUCAUCAAUUACCGGCGAUCGUACGUUGAGCUUCUGGGUGGAAAUCCGCUGUCCGGCGCGUGGAGAGUGAGUAGGAACUUUGUACAUCAAGGUCGAGCGGCAGCAAUCGGAUCCUUGGAACGGCGGUGGAGCAUUUACGUUGUUCCGCCCGGAGACGUUAGGAAUUGUACGCCUGGUGGUUCGGUGCAACUGCCGAUUGGAAGUGUACAGGGUGAGCGAGCCGCAUCGAUCGGAUAUUUGACAAAAUGUCGUACACGGUGACUCCCAACAUGGAACCUUAUCGAAAGGGUCAAUCCUUCGCCACCUGGGUUAGGCGGUUGGAAAUACAUUUCCGGGUUAACAAGGUGGAUGCUGGGCAGAAGAAAGACCAGAUGUUCCUCCUUGGUGGUGAUUAUCUAUUUUGUGUAGCUGAAAAGCUUUAUCCCACAGAGGUUGCCUUGGAACAAGUGACUUAUGAUGAUUUAGUACAGAAGCUUAAGGAGAAGUUGGACAAAACCGAGUCGGUUUUGAUCCAGCGGUACAAUUUUGGGAUGAAAAUUCAACAACCGGGUGAGUCAGCUAGUGACUUUAUCUUUUCACUCAAGCUACUGGCAGAACAUUGCGAGUUUGGAGAACAGAAAAAUCGUCUUGUCCUGGACCGCAUCCUUGUUGGUCUUACCGAUACUAAUUUGAAGCAUCGCAUCCUUACGGAGGAUAGCGCCAAAUUGACUUUAGCUCAGGCUGAGCAAAUAAUCACUACCUGGGAAAUGGCUGCCACACACACAAAAGCUCUGGCGAAUAAGGAGGAAGUCGGUUUGGUAGCAUCGCUCAACAGCAGAUACCCAUUAACUGGAGGGCGAGGAGCUGUUACCCAGAGGAUAAAGGAGUUAUCACAAGGUUUUCGUCGUUCAGUGAAGAGCCGGCUUGGUGUUCGACCCGAGUUACGCCCGGAGGAAGAUCGUCAACAUCGAAUUCGUUUUCCAUCUCAGCGCCCCAGUUAUCGAGAUUCGUCUGCUGGUCCGUCCCACCGGCAAUACAAAACGGACAACCAGAGGUGGCCAGUUGAUCAGCGAGUUUGCGAUUUCUGCGGUCGUAGAGGGCACGUGCGAAGGAAAUGCUUUCAAUUAAAGAACGACAAGGAGGAGACUGUCAACCACGUCGAGGAGCCGCAGCCAUCGACCAGUACAACCAGCUUGGCUAACCGUCUGAGCAGAUUGAGGACUUUGGAUCAGGAUUCCGACGACAGUGAUUCAGAUCAUGGUUGGAAGCGAGGCAACGACAACCGCACAUCCAACGCAGAUCAAAUUAAAGAUGGACAGAAAGCGUCGCACCAACCGGGACCGUCGAUGCGGGUGGUCAAGGCUGGUCGGUCGAUGCUGACUGCUACGGAACCCGUGAUGCCAACCCCUGAUACCGAACGUGAUGUCGGGCAAAUCCCAGAACGGAACGAGAAUGAAGCAAGAUCAAAUCCAAAUCGAAUUGAUGGUUCGUCAGAUAAAGUGUUAGAAGAAGCCGGAAGCGUAAAAUUCCGUCUGAACAGGUAA
Molecule: messenger RNA, 2074 nt
Organism: Aedes albopictus (Asian tiger mosquito)
Lineage: Eukaryota; Metazoa; Arthropoda; Insecta; Diptera; Culicidae
Exons: 5
Coding region: 797-2074 (425 amino acids)
Molecular function (GO): nucleic acid binding; zinc ion binding
Source: RefSeq, a predicted model, not a curated record